AUGUCAGACUACGAGCGAACCAUCCUGGAGUUCUACCAGCUUCCAAACCCGUACCCGAACGAAUGGCCCGACGAAAAGAACCAGAGCGGUGGAUCCGACGAUGAGGAGAAGGAUGAGAAGGCGAAGCUGAAUCGCCGCAAGUCGCGAUACCAGGCGCUCGAGCGGGCUGUCAGCAACCGCAACAGCAUGAUUCCCGGCUCGCAGUCCGAGAAGGGCGGCAUUGGCAAUAUUGUCCAGCGAGAUGAACCUGACCCCUUGGGCACCACCGACAGCGUCGUCAGGACUCUCCGCCAGCUCGGAGUGCCGAUCCAAGACGACCCUCGUUUACGCAAUCGGUUCCUCCUCUCCUCUACAACCUUUUCCCCCGCCCUGUUUCUGUCACAGAUGCACGCGACUGCCGACACUCAAAGCUUGCUGGUCGGCCUGGACGUUCUGUCUCAGUCAAUUGAUCAAAAGUCUGCAUCACUUAAGGUCUUGGUGGAAACCAACUUUGAGCGUUUCGUCAAGGCGAAGGCCACUAUAGAUAAUGUCUAUAAGGAGAUGAAGUACCGCGGCGCGGAGCCACCACCGCCGCCAACGACCGGCCGCCCUCGAGGCCAUUCUCGACAUGCUAGCCGAAGCAGCUUCCGCAGCAGCAAUGGCGGCGUCGCCCUUGCCAACAAUCUUGCAUCUCCCACUUCAGACGCCCGGAAAAAGAACGCUCUCGUCAAGGAAAGCGAGUACGGCGUUGCAGGAAUCAAGGCACCUCUGCUAGACGUGUCCGCCAAGGCCGAGGAUGUUUGGGGCCCUGCUCUUGGAGGUCGCGAAAAGGAAGAGAAUCUCAAGAUCGUCUCGGCCAACCUGGAGCAGUUCAAGGAGUACGUGGAAUUGAGCUCCGCCAUCGCGGACAGCAUCAAGCGCCGAGACUACGAGAGUCUCGUUGAAGAAUACAACAAGGCGCGCAAGUUCUCGGACGAUGCGCGCUACCUAGCAGCAAACGUAUCGGCAACCAAUUCAACAGACACACAGCUCUAUCAGAUCGUACUGGCUGCCCGCAUGUGGCACGAUGUUGAUGAGCAGAUUCAAUCGUUCAAGCGAGAUGUCUGGCGAAAGCUUGUCACUCUACACAACGUUUCGAAGGCCGACAAUUUGGGCCAGCAGGACCAGCACAUGGAGUUGAUAAGUCUUCUCUUGGAGUUGGGCGUGGACGACAAUCCGAUCUGGGUUUGGUUACUGAGCCGAUAUGACUAUCUCAAGGGCAAAAUUCAAUCGACGUCGGAUCGUUCCAAGGUUGAAGUCGAAGUGCUGCGUCGCCGGCUGGCAAACGCCGAGAAGCCAGGUCCCCAUGCGGUCGCAUCACACCUCCGUUCACUGGGUCGCGUGGCCGUCGAAAACAAGAUCGCCUCGGCCGACUCAGCUGACGUUAUUGAAUUGUGGGAGAAGAUGCUGGCGUACCUGUCCAAUGUUCUCUCCUCGCAAGGAAUCCUGGGAGAGGUCGUGGAUUUCUGGCAGACUGUACAGGGUUUCUUGGAUGGCAAGAUUCAGCGGACCAUGCCGAUAGGCUACAACGGAGAGUCACAAGAACAUCACCAGUUGACGGAGCAAGGAGCUGAAGACCUGCAGAAAGGCACACUGGAACUUAUCGACAUGAUUCGGGAAACCGUCUUUUCCUUUUUCGCUGGCCCGCCACCAGAGGAUAUCUCGCUUCUAUUCUCGCCCCUACCCAUGUCACCUAAGAGCCCCCCGUCCGCUUCUGCCGGAACGCCAACUGGCAUGCGGGAUCCCCGGCUUAACCUGGAUCCUAAUAGCAUUCCCCCUCCCUCGCCCAAGCGCGGCGAAACCUGGGAAAAGCUGGCCUUUUGGCCUCCGUGGUCGAACUCUGUUAGCGGUGUCCAUUAUCUCUCCAAGAUGCUUGCUCUUGUUGGAUCUGGAGCGUCCGACUUGGCGAGCAUCGGCCCCGUUGUGAAUGGAUCAGAUGCCAGCGUCUUGGACAGGCUGAAGUCGCUGGUGAACGUCUCCCGAGAAAGAUGUGUCACCGCGCUAUGCGCUGCUUGGAAUAAAGACGCCGAGAACAUCAAGUACGUCGAGGACUGGUACCGAUCACCAGAGCUGGGUGACCUCACUCGGAUGCCCUCCAGCUUUGCAGCUUUCGAGGGCGCAUUGCUGGCAGGCAUGCAGAAAAUUCUUUACAUAUCUGAAGCCAUGUCCAAGCCUGGUGCGGGGGAUAUCGUCCUCCCACCGCCUAGUAAGCUCUUGCAGAUGGUGAGAAGCCAAUACGUUACAACGCUCUAUAAGGCGCUGAGCGGUAUGGUGGAAAACGCCGAGAGAUCUGUCAAGAAGGCUGAUGACGAUUGGACGACUGAUAUUGACGGCACUAUCGCCACCACCGCCCCACCCGCCCCUACAGGCGGAAGGGCGACUCUCGAUGCGGGAGACAGGAAUGUCCGUAUGCUCCUCACCCUCAGCAACCUGCAAGCACUUCGAGCCAAGGUUGUUCCGAAUCUUAACUCGCAGUUCGAGAACGCCUUCUCGGUGAAGCUUAGCGACGAGUCCAAGACGAUCAAGGACGUCUUGGGCCAGAUCGAUGCAAGACUCUUCCAAUCAUACACUAGACCAUCGAUAGAAUCGCUCAGGAACAUUGUACGAGCCGGUGUUGCAGCACCUGAUUGGGUUCCCGAGACGGGACAGAAGCCACGAGAGGCGAAUCCCUACGUCUACGAGGCUCUCCUCAGUCUUGUUCUUGUUCACACUCAGGUCUCUACAACAGCCCCGACUCUCACCUCGCAAGUGUUGUCCUACCUGCUCGAGCAAACCAGUCGUGAGCUCCUCGAGGCAUUCCGCACUCGGCAACGGUAUACGCUCGAGGCUCUAAUGCAGGCUACCCUCGACGUCGAGUUUGUGGCCCAGACUCUAAGUCAGUACACAACAGACCGCGCCUCCCAGCUCCAAAGUGAAAUCUAUUCGGAACUUGACGGACGCACCGACAACGACGCGCGCGCUCGGCUGCAAAGUGAACUUCCAGAGAUGCGCAGCGUGCUCAAGCGACUGCGGGAGGCGAGCAAGAACGAAUUUGCGUGCUUCCGCAAGCCGAAGCGUCCUGGCAUGGGUCCUCAGCGCACUGGAACGGGAGAUUCUGCCGCUAGUAUUACGAAGGGCUAG
This is a messenger RNA of Colletotrichum chrysophilum, 3138 nucleotides long. RefSeq lists its product as uncharacterized. Bases 1 to 3138 code for a protein of 1045 amino acids. Gene Ontology annotation, biological process: exocytosis; Golgi to plasma membrane transport. The record is from RefSeq and is a predicted model, not a curated record. NCBI's taxonomy places the organism in Eukaryota, Fungi, Ascomycota, Sordariomycetes, Glomerellales, Glomerellaceae. Gene Ontology annotation, cellular component: exocyst. The transcript has 3 exons.